AUGGCACCCGAGUUACUCAAAAAACCGCCCCAAGCACCACCCCUGUUCGUCGCGACACCUACGUCAAUCAUCGACGAUACCAAACGUCUAAUCGCCCGCUCCCGCAAAGUUCAAGACGAAGUAGCCAACGGCGUGAAACCGGAAGACGCAACUUUCGCCAAUGCCUUGCUCCCACUCGCCCAGGAUGAGAAUGCAAUGACCCUCGAGGCACACAUCAUCGGCUUCUACCAGGCCGUCUCAACCGACCAAAAGCUCCGCGAUGCGUCCAGCGAAGCUGAGAAAUUACUCGACGACUUCGGCAUUGAGACUGCCAUGCGCGAGGAUUUAUUCAAGCUUGUCGACGCCGCGUUGAAAAAGGACGAAAAGUUAGACCCGGAGUCCCGCCGGUUGUUGGAAAAGGAACACAAGGAUUACAUCCGGAAUGGAUUGGGAUUACCGGCUGGACCGAAGAGGGAUCGGUUCAAGGAGAUUAAGAAGAGGCUUAGUCAGUUAAGCAUCGAAUUCCAGAAGACUCUCAAUGAGGAGAAUGGCGGGAUCUGGUUUACGCGUGAAGAGCUUGAUGGUGUUCCGGAGGACGUCCUGUCUGGAUUGGAAAAGGGGAAGGAUGAGAAUGAGGGGAAGUUACGAUUGACGUUCAAGUACCCUGAUCUAUUUCCAACACUGAAAUAUGCGAAGAACGCAGAGACGCGGAAACGUGUCUCGAUUGGGAAUGAGAAUAAGUGUAACUCGAAUGCCCCCCUGUUCAAGGAGGCGAUGGUUCUGCGUGACGAGGCUGCCCGAUUACUAGGGUAUCCGAACCAUGCCGCUUUCCGUAUUGAGGAUAAGAUGGCCAAGACACCGGAGACCGUGAAUACGUUUUUGGGCGACUUACGAUCUCGAUUGACAGCGGGCGGAUUCAAGGAGAUUGAAAAACUAAAGGAACUCAAAAAGGCUGACGUGGAGUCUCGCAGUGAGAAGUUUGAUGGACAUUACUUCCUUUGGGAUCAUCGGUUCUAUGACCGCUUGAUGCUGGAGAAGGAGUAUCAAUUGGACCACCAGAAAAUCUCAGAAUACUUCCCUCUACAAACGACGAUUCGCGGCAUGCUUGAGAUUUUCGAGGAGUUGUUUGGCUUGGUCUUUGUCGAGGUUAAAGGCGAGGAUCGUGCUAGUAUUUCUCCUUCUGGGAAGGGAGAAGAUAUUGUUUGGCAUGAGGAUGUGCAGUUGUUUAGUGUGUGGGAUGAUGAAGCUCAGGGAAGUGGAUUUGUGGGCUACCUUUACCUAGAUUUGCAUCCUCGCGAGGGCAAGUAUGGACAUGCUGCCAACUUUAAUCUGCAGCCGGGCUUCAUCGACUCCAACGGUAACAAACGCUAUCCCGCCACAGCAUUAGUGUGUAACUUUUCCAAACCCACGGCCAAAAAACCAAGUCUCUUGAAACACGACGAAGUCGUAACCCUCUUCCACGAACUCGGCCACGGGAUCCACGACCUCGUCGCAAAGACAAUCUACUCUCGAUUCCACGGCACAAACACCGUUCGCGACUUUGUCGAAGCACCGAGUCAAAUGCUGGAGAACUGGUGCUGGACGCCAUCUCAACUCAAAUCGUUGAGUCGGCAUUACUCUACGCUAUCGGACGAGUAUCGCAAAUCCUGGGAAGAAUCAUCUGGUAGCUCGACUGCAGCACCGGCCCGUAUCCCCGACGACGUGAUUGAAUCCCUGAUUCGAACAAAACAUGUCAACGACGCACUUUUCAACCUCCGUCAGCUCCAUUUCGGCAUCUUCGACAUGACCAUGCACACACCUUCCUCGCACGAAGAAAUCGUCAAUCUAAACCCAACAGUAACCUACAACACCCUGCGCAAAGAAAUCUCCCAAAUCGAGGGCCCGGAAGUUUUGGGUCAGGGGAACGAAUGGGGUAAUGGCCAAGCGACCUUCGGCCAUUUAAUGGGCGGCUACGACGCGGGUUAUUACGGGUAUUUGAGUUCCCAGGUGUAUUCCACGGAUAUGUUUUAUACGAUUUUUAAGCAGAAUCCGAUGGAUCCUGUGCAAGGGAGGAGGUAUAGACACACCGUGCUGGAGAAGGGCGGCAGUCAGGAUGAAAUGAAGUCUUUGACGGAGUUUUUGGGCAGGGAGCCGAAGACCGAAGCCUUUUAUAAGGAUUUGGGCUUGGCUUGAUUAUCUCCAAUGGGGGGGGGAGUGUUACUUGACUGUGUAGUUGUAGUUGACUUUGCCAACGGAAUGAUAUAUCGGGUGGAUCCAGGCUAAAUUUAAGCUAGCUCUAUCAACUCAUUCAAUUUAAUUUCCAUUUCUUCC
Talaromyces stipitatus ATCC 10500 is the source of this 2289-nucleotide messenger RNA. RefSeq names its product metallopeptidase MepB. Gene Ontology annotation, cellular component: mitochondrial intermembrane space. The record is from RefSeq and is a predicted model, not a curated record. Gene Ontology annotation, biological process: peptide metabolic process; proteolysis. Gene Ontology annotation, molecular function: metalloendopeptidase activity. The transcript has 2 exons. Bases 1 to 2151 code for a protein of 716 amino acids. NCBI's taxonomy places the organism in Eukaryota, Fungi, Ascomycota, Eurotiomycetes, Eurotiales, Trichocomaceae.